This is a messenger RNA of Castor canadensis (American beaver), 657 nucleotides long. The record is from RefSeq and is a predicted model, not a curated record. Lineage: Eukaryota; Metazoa; Chordata; Mammalia; Rodentia; Castoridae.
GUCCUGAUGUAUUUAGUUCAAAGAGUCUUGCCCUUCAAGCCCAGAAGAAGAUUCUGAGCAAAAUAGCCAGCAAAACCGUGGCCAACAUGCUGAUUGAUGACACCAGCAGUGAGAUCUUUGAUGAGCUCUACAAAGUCACCAAAGAGCAUACCCACAACAAGAAGGAGGCCCACAAGAUCAUGAAAGACUUAAUCAAGGUGGCAAUCAAAAUCGGGAUCCUCUACCGGAACAACCAGUUCAGCCAGGAGGAGGUUGUUAUUGUGGAGAAGUUCCGGAAGAAGCUGAACCAGACAGCCAUGACCAUGGUCAGCUUCUACGAGGUGGAAUACACCUUUGAUAAGAACGUGCUCUCCAAGCUCCUGCACGAGUGCAAAGACCUGGUGCAUGAACUGGUGCAGCGACACCUGACGCCCAGGACCCACGGGCGCAUCAACCAUGUCUUCAAUCACUUUGCCGAUGUGGAGUUCCUCUCCACACUCUAUAGUCUGGAUGGAGACUGUAGGCCCAACCUCAAGAGGAUUUGUGAAGGAAUCAAUAAAUUGCUAGAUGAGAAAGUCCUCUGAAUGGCUUCCCUCCUGAACCUUGCUGCUUUAAAGUUAUAGCAUCCAACUUGGUCCAGUGAGAAUCAAAAAAACAGAAACCCUGUUGAAGAUAUCU